Molecule: messenger RNA, 294 nt
Organism: Ilex paraguariensis (yerba mate)
Lineage: Eukaryota; Viridiplantae; Streptophyta; Magnoliopsida; Aquifoliales; Aquifoliaceae
Source: the annotation of a GenBank genome assembly
AUGAGUGCAGCUCUUGGCAUGGAGAAGAUAUCAGUGGGUGUUUUUGUGAAUGCUAUAAUGCCUGAUACCACACACGGCUCAUCCUAUGUUUUGGAGCAGUGUUCAGCUUAUGGUGACCCGUCUAUGACAUCCCUGGUUGUCCGCCCCAAGUUUAUAUCAUCCACGCUCUAUCACCUCUCCUCUAUUGAGGAUGACACACUAGGGACACUCAUGGUAAGGCCAGGGUCAGUCACUAUUUAUAGAAGACCUAUUGAAGGCGGACAAGUUCACAGAGAAAGGGCUCAGAUCGGUUAA